Messenger RNA from Nicotiana attenuata, 690 nucleotides. RefSeq lists its product as uncharacterized. The transcript has 2 exons. NCBI's taxonomy places the organism in Eukaryota, Viridiplantae, Streptophyta, Magnoliopsida, Solanales, Solanaceae. The record is from RefSeq and is a predicted model, not a curated record. The coding region runs from base 91 to 357 and encodes 88 amino acids.
UACUCUUGUUAGGGAAAUACUCGCAAAAGAAAAUCGAUAGGGUUUAAAGGGUUUUAAGCAAAAUAGAGAGAAAGGAGAAAGGGCAAACAAAUGGAGAAGAAUACGGGAAGUGAGACGAAGAAGAUGAAUGGUGGAGGAAAUGGAGGAGGAGGGUUCAGAGCAAAAUUGGAGCAUGUCCUAUAUAGCGGCGAAAAGAAGCACGUCGUAGCUGGUAUCGCCGUCAUCAGCGUCGUCUUUGGCGUUCCCUGGUACUUCAUGACCCGAGGCUCCAAGCAACAAUCUCAUCAAGAUUACCUGGAAAAAGCUGAUAAGGCAAGGAGUGCGAGACUCUCUGCUGCUUCAUCUUCAGCUAAAUAAUGGACGCCACAGAAAGAGUUACUUUAAUCAAGUUUGCUGUGCCGGUUCCUUCAGGCUUUUGAGUUAGGAGCAUGCUAUUCUGAGGACAUGUUUAAAUGCCUCUUUUGGACAAACUUGUGUUAUAUUGCAUACAAAACCAGUCACAACGGAAUAACAUAGUUUGUGUUCUUUAUCUUCAUAGACGCUGGAGUUGAACAUAUUGAAAUUCUUUCAAUUCUCUUGGACUUGCAUUGUGAAUCUCCGUUGCUUGUAUUGUUGCGGAAUGUAGCCUUUCUUGUCACGUUCAGUAAUGAUUAACACGUGGAUUAACUUAAAAUGAUGAGAUUUGCUUCA